Cyclocybe aegerita is the source of this 843-nucleotide messenger RNA. Lineage: Eukaryota; Fungi; Basidiomycota; Agaricomycetes; Agaricales; Hemipholiotaceae. The record is from the annotation of a GenBank genome assembly.
UGCGAGGGGCACCUUAUAACAAGGCCCCAACAUCAAAAACCCCGGAGUGCCCCGGAACCUCUUGCCCUAUCCCACCCUUCAAAAUGAUGCUCUUGAAGACGUUCUUCGCUUGUUGGAUCGCGCUCCUUGUCUCUGGUGCCCCGACGGAAGAACAACUGGAGAAGAGGCAGAGGGCUGCUGUUAUCACGCGUUGCACCGUCGCAAACACGGCGGCUCUGACUUUUGAUGACGGUCCUUACUGGUACAUGUACGAUCUCAGCAGGCUCCUGAAGGCCAACAACGCGACGGGAACCUUCUUCUUCAGUGGGAACAAUUGUGGAUGUAUUUACAGCGAGGACAACGUCAAGCGGGUCAAAUACGCCUAUAACCAAGGUCAUCAAAUCGCUUCCCAUACUUGGGCCCACAGGGACCUGACCACGCUGACCUGGGAUCAAAGCCACGAUGAGAUGUGGAAGGUCGAAUGGGCACUUCGACGGAUAACUGGAGCUGUUCCUGCAUUCAUGCGACCUCGCUAUGGCAACUACAACAACCUUGUCUUGGAUGCUUCUGGAAUCCGUAAACAGUCAGUAGUCAUCUGGGACUUCGAGUCUGGCGACUCCGUUGGAGUUAGCCCUGCCGACCAGAAGACGAGGUAUACUCAACUGGCCAACCGUCGUCCCAGCACCAUCUUGGCUCUGAACCACGAAGUUCAUGGUUCCACUGUGUUCGAUGUUAUCCCCCAUGCCAUCAAUCAGCUACGUGCAAAGGGCUACAGGCUCGUGAGCGUCGCCGAAUGCCUCGGCCGUGCUCCUUAUCAAAGUGUCGGCGCGCCUGAGACUCGCACGGCUGCCUGGACAUGCUGAA